This is a messenger RNA of Thamnophis sirtalis, 837 nucleotides long. Lineage: Eukaryota; Metazoa; Chordata; Lepidosauria; Squamata; Natricidae. The record is from RefSeq and is a predicted model, not a curated record.
AUGAGCACGGGAGGAUCCGGCUCGGGCGUGUGCUUCGGCCCGCGGGACACCGACAAGCCCUUCGCCGACUCGGAGCGGGCACAGAAAUGGCGCCUGUCGUUGGCCUCCCUGCUCUUCUUCACCGUCCUGCUCUCCGACCACCUGUGGCUCUGCGUUGAGGCCAGGCAAGUCGCCGCCGGGCGCCAUCGGGACCGGGAGCGCCGCGCGGAGCCGGGCAUGGAGCACGACGUAGGGGGGACGGCCCCCAGCAGCAGCCCCGCGGCACCGGCCGCCGGCCAGUGCUUCAGCUUGCUGGGCGACGCCGAGGCUGCCUGUCGCCGUUUGCAGCCGGGGGGUUCGGCCCAGGCGGAGCUCUACCUUCCCUUUUGUAAUUCCUAUACGCUGCGCGAGCUCUUCGCCGGGCUUUCUCGGCCGGACACGCUGAACUGCACUGUGGACCGCGGCGACGACGACGACGGGGGCGCUGGGGAAGGGGAUCGGCGCAGCGGGGAGGAGGAGGAUUGGCUUCGCUCCUGCCGCCGCUGCGUCCUGGUUUACCAGAGGUACGAUCGGCAAGCUCAGGACCGCUACCGGGAGUUCGAGCUCGUGCUCCAGAAAUACCUGCAGGCGGAGGAGUACUCGGUGAAAUCCGGUCCGGAGGAUUGCAAGUACUUACUAUUAGACUCAAGAAAACUGAAGGCCUUCUUAAGUAGGGCCAAUGUGAUAGAUAUGACUGAAAAUUUAAAGCUACAGAAAAUAAUUGAUGAAUUUGCAGCUAAAUUCUGUGAUGUUUAUUUAGAAACAAGACUUUAUAUUCAAUAUGAUCCUCAGAUAAACAUGCCCCAAGUGGCAUCUUAA